UUUUACGUCAAGCAUGAGAUGUGGGCGUGAAGCAGAGAGAGAAAAAACACGAGGCAUUACCGCCUAUUCUUAACGGGGUGCACCAUUUCACUCCUCUGCGCCUCACCGCACGGGAAAAUCACACAGAGUUUCUGAAUAGCUGCUCGAACUAAACGGCGAUGUACAACGUUCAGAUCUGGCAAUCUUUUCCCAUCAAAACUAUCUAAAAUUGGCAUACACUCCAAUGGUUUUACUGGACGUAGGAUGGGAUUAACUUUGACCGGAAGAUAUAUUUCAUUGUUUCUUGCUGUUCAAAUAGCCUAUUUGCUGCAGGCGGUUCGAGCGGCUGGGAAAUGUGAUACAGUGUUUAAAGGUUUCUCAAACUGUCUGCUUCGACUGGGAGAGAACAUGGCCAACUAUCCACAGGAGCUGGACGACAAUGAAAACCUCCAGACCAUCUGCACUUACUGGGAUGAUUUCCAUUCAUGUGCGACCACUGCACUGGCAGACUGUCAGGAAGGAGCCACAGAUCUGUGGGAGAAGCUGAAAAAAGAGUCCAGAAAUCUGGACUUCCGCGGCAGCUUGUUUGAACUGUGUGCUGGUGGAAACGGGUCGAGCCGGUCUGCUGUUCCGUUCGGCUUAACACUCAUCCUGACUGCACUGUCUACGCUCGUGACGUGGCUUCAGUUUUAACCCACGGGAAAGCAAGAAAACACAACACAAAAAAACAAGAGAAGAGACGAGAAAAAAACAAGAACAACCAUCAACACGAGAAUACAAAAAUAAAAUAAAAAAGAAUAACGAAGGUCAACAUUCAUCCUUACACAAAUGGAUUUAUAUAUUUCAUGUGAAGAAAAGACAAUUUUUGCAAGAGACAAUGGCAAGCAGAGGUCUUCUGGGAAUGCUCAAGCACAUUUGCCUGACUCUGGGUCGAUUUCAUGAAAUAUUUAUCAGAUAUUGAGUUGAAAUGACGGCCUGGAUUUAUGAAAGGUCCUGGUUAGAAUAGCAGCAUUUUAUAACAUGUCUGUUAUGAAUGAAUUAUUACUGUAGGCUUUUCACAUUCUCAAUGGUCAUCAUGCAUAUAGAAAGAUAGGAAAUAUUCUGCCAUCAGUCAUAUUCUCAUUUCGUACCAUUUUGUCAAUAUUUAGUUUGCAUAUAUUAACAUUUAUUUUAGUCAAGCCAAGUAUUUGGAUGUGUGAGGGGGUUGGAUAUUUUGCUAACCCACCAGUUCAGAAAUAUAUAGGGAACAUCUCUAAUAAUCACGAUGCUAAUAAUAAUAAUAUAUAAUAAUAAUAAUAACAAUAAAGAAACCUCAGGAAUGACUACAGGCAUCUAUUUAGUGGAAUACGACAGGAAUACAGAAGGACAGAGACAACAUAAGGAAAAUAAGCUUUUAAUAAGGAAAAAUUUAACUUGAGCAUGUCAUACUGUAUGUAGCCAGGAAAAUGGUGUGAGAAAAAGGAUGUGAGAUGAGUUGACUGUUGUCAUUAUUUUUCAGAUCUAUUUAGAAAAGAAAAUCUAUUCCAUUGCAUUUCAAAAAAAUAUUUGUCUCUUUAUGUGUAGGACUUAUAAAAGUAUAAAGGUAACACUUUACAUUACAGUGGCAGUGUUAUCCCUUACAUAUACCAAUGUGUAAUUGCGAGCAGCUUCAGAAAAAAAUUACACAUUAAGUACACGUAGUUCAUUAUUAUGACGCAGUACUUACGUAAUAACACUGCAAUGUAAAGCGUGGCCCGACAGUAUCGUAGCACGACAGUAUCCGGACCUUGACAUUACUAGUUGGAUGAAGUGAAUUUUGCUAGCUUUAUUUGAUGUUGCCAAGGCAUAGACCACGUUUCACUGCCUUCAAAAGAUGUGUAUUUUGUUUGUUCGUUCGUUUGUUCGUUUCUGGGGAUGUUGCAUAUGAAAUACCUGAAUACCAUAAGUAAAUAAGUAUGUGAAAUGAAAAAGAGAGAUACUUUAUCAGUUUUAAAAACAGAUUGAUUAUACAGGUAUAUAAAAUAGACUGCUAAAAAGUAUUUAAAGAGUAUUAAAUAAAAACAGUUACUGUUUAAAAGA
Paramisgurnus dabryanus is the source of this 2037-nucleotide messenger RNA. RefSeq names its product neuritin 1a (gene nrn1a). NCBI's taxonomy places the organism in Eukaryota, Metazoa, Chordata, Actinopteri, Cypriniformes, Cobitidae. The record is from RefSeq and is a predicted model, not a curated record. Gene Ontology annotation, cellular component: plasma membrane. Gene Ontology annotation, biological process: neuron projection extension; nervous system development.